Molecule: messenger RNA, 840 nt
Organism: Lathyrus oleraceus (garden pea)
Lineage: Eukaryota; Viridiplantae; Streptophyta; Magnoliopsida; Fabales; Fabaceae
Exons: 2
Coding region: 1-840 (279 amino acids)
Source: RefSeq, a predicted model, not a curated record
AUGGCCAAAGAUCAAAACCGAAGACCACUUAAGGAAUUCGCUCAGCUUUCUAAUGAAGAACCCAGAUCUAGUAUAGUAAACCCUACUAUUCCUACUAAUAAUUUUGAAUUAAAACCCUUUUUAUUACAACUAGUACAACAAAACCAAUAUGCGGGUCUCGCUACAGAGAACCCAAAUCAGCAUUUAAAAGUUUUUAUCCAAUUAACUGAUACAUUCAAGACCAAUGGUGCUUCGCCUGAGGGUGAAUCACUUUUUGAAGCUUGGGAAAGAUAUAAAGAACUACUAAGAGCUUGUCCAUACCAUGGCCUAGAACAAUGGUUGAUUAUUCACACCUUUUAUAAUGGACUUCACUAUAACACAAAGAUGUCCAUCGACGUUGCCGCUGGUGGUGCUCUGUUGAACAAACCUUAUCCCGACGCUUGCGCUCUCAUUGAAGAUAUGGCACAAAACCAUUACCAAUGGGACUCGGAACAAGCAUCAGUGAAGAAAAGAGAGACCAAAGGAGGAAUACAUGAGGUAAUAUGUAUGGACAUGAUGAAAACUAAGAUGGACGCUUUAGCUCUGAAGGUUGAACACAUGUCUGCAAAUCACACGGCUGCAAUAGCUGUAGAUUAUGAAAUUUAUGGAACCAAAGGACAUCUUGCACCAGAAUACAAUCUGUUAACUGAAUCAAACUCAAACCAGGUCAAUUAUGCCCAAGGAAACCCGUUUUCGAACACUUACAACCUUGGAUGGAGGAAUCACCCAAACUUAUCUUAUAAAAAUAAUAACCCUAUUCAAAGCUCUACACCUCAAAGACCACCAGGUUUUCAAGCUCAAAAACCAAUCCUCCCUAUGUAG